Molecule: messenger RNA, 1700 nt
Organism: Acyrthosiphon pisum (pea aphid)
Lineage: Eukaryota; Metazoa; Arthropoda; Insecta; Hemiptera; Aphididae
Product: UDP-glucuronosyltransferase 2B20
Exons: 5
Coding region: 165-1700 (511 amino acids)
Molecular function (GO): UDP-glycosyltransferase activity
Source: RefSeq, a predicted model, not a curated record
UACUUAAAUACUUUACAGGACUGGUAAUAAUUCAUUGCUCAGCUUAUUUAAACUUCAACGGUUGUAGACUCAAUAUCAAACAUCUAAUUCAGAAUUUACUUACGUACCUAUGUAUUCACGCAUCACGCUGUACUGCGAAUACUGGAACGCGAUAAAUCAUCGCCAUGUCGAGUUUCCCGGCGGCGGUGAUUGCGUUGUGCACAUCGUCCGCACUGCUCCAGUGGACGCCUGUCGGUGCCGCCAACAUCCUGGCGAUACAGUCGAUCGCGGCCAAGAGCCACUGGAACGUGAUGCAGGCCGUGUUGCGUACGCUGACUGACCGCGGCCACACCGUGACCGCGUUCACGCCGUUCGCGGACGGCGACAGGGGCGGUUACACGGAGGUGGACAUUUCCGGUGACCUGGAGUCCAAGGUCGGCUUGAACGUGUCGCGGUAUACCCGGUCUACGCGCCAGAUGUUCACUUACAUGGUGAACGCCUUGCGGGUCAACUGUGGGACCAUAUUCGAACACCCGCGAAUGCAAGACAUUUUGGAAGGCCGGUCGCCACCAUUCGACGCGGUGAUCGCCGAGGCUCACUGGUCGGAUUGCGUGUCGUACGCGGCUACCGUUCUCCGCGUUCCCGCCAUAUACGUCGUCCCUUCGCCGAUCGUCACGCACGCGGAGCGUUCGUUCUUCGGUCACGUCCCCAACCCCGCGGCCGUCUCCAACUUACUGUCGCCGCGCGGCGUGCCGAAAACGUUCGGUGAACGUUUCGCCAAUACGCUGCGUACGGUUUACGGUUCGUGGCUGGUUUGGGACAACGAACGGAGGCUCCGGCAGUCCGACCGGCGACCGUUUGACGCUAUGGACCUGGUCAGACCGUCGUUGACUUUCACCAACACGCACUUCAUCACCGAACCUUCUAGGCCAUUGACACCGGACGUCGUACAAAUCGGCGGCAUACAUCUGACUCCGCCGGGAACGAUACCAAAGGACAUUUUGGAAUUCAUUGACAACGCGCCCAAUGGAGUGAUUUACUUAACGUUCGGUUCGGUGGUUUUGAUGACAUCGUUACCGGAAAAUAUACUGAGAGCGUUAAAAGAGGCAAUCGCUCGGGUUCCGCAGAAGGUAUUGUGGAAGUACGAAGGUGAAAUGGUAGACAAACCGAAGAACGUGAUGACGCGAAAAUGGUUUCCACAACGCGAUAUACUUCUGCAUCCUAACGUGAAACUGUUUAUCAGUCACGGGGGUAUAUCUGGAGUAUACGAAGCUGUAGACGCAGGCGUGCCAUUACUCGGAUUUCCGAUUAACUACGAUCAACCGAGAAAUAUCGACAAUCUGGUCGACGCCGGAAUGGCGAUCUCUUUGGAUCUCUUUUCCGUAACUACAGACACGGUUUUUAACGCCAUUAUGGAGAUUGCAGACAACGACAGGUACCGACAAAACGCUAAUAUUGCUUCCGAUAGGUUCAAAGACCGGCCCAUGUCACCAGCGGAGUCGGUGGUUUACUGGACUGAGAACGUUUUGCGUCAUAACGGAGCACCACAUUUAAAAUCUCACGCUCUGAACCUGACGUGGUAUCAAUAUUUUAUAGUCGAUAUAAUUAGCACAUUUUUUUCCGUUGGGUCUGUCCUUUUUUUCAUAAUUUAUUGUGGCCUAAAAAUGAUUUGUAAACACGUUUAUACAUUUUUCCACAGUGUCAAAGAAAAACGAGAAUAA